UCGUGAUGAUUGUCUCUAGCAUAGGGUUGGGGGAUCCAAACAGUGAACGAUCAGAAGAAGCUUGGAAUCUUCGAUGCUGCCUGCCUGUUGUUGUUCUCCAUUACUUUCGAAUAAACCCUCUCUUCUCCUUCUUAAUCCCCCUUAGCUUUCCAACAAUAACCUUUUCUUGCUCCAAACAACCCUUUUUCCCUUCUGUUCCCUCAUGAAACUUCUUCUUUUACUUAUUUUCUUCUCUCUCGUCUCGCUAAUCGUGGUAUGCUUCAGCUUCAGCCUCACCCGUGACGGUGAUGCACACACGCCCCAAAGCUCCCAACUUAGGCUUUUGAAACAUCACGAUGAAGAACACGUCAAGGGACUUGAUCGAGCCCCAGCUCGAUCCCUUCUAUCUCUUCCACCUAAGAAAACACGGACCGCACUGAUUGCCACCCUAGAUGGAACUAUGCAUUUGGUGGAGAGACAAGAGACUGGUUCCAUAAGGAGGGUGAUAUGGUCAUUCCCAACAGGCGCGCCAAUCUACCGUUCGUAUCGAGCUCCUAUCAACAAGGAUAAUGUUAAAGAAAAUGCAUCUGCAGCAAUAAUCAGCGGCUUCAUGGAAUGCGGGGAUGACUGGGCAUUGUACAUGCACGACAAGCACUUUGGUAAAACGAAAAUCUCAAAAUCUAUUGCAGAAUAUGUAGCUCAUAUGCCUACCUUUUCAGAUGAUGGAGCAGUUACACUUGGAUCCAAAAGAAGCACUUUGUUUGAAGUUGAUGCUAGAACUGGAAGUAUCAUUCAAAUCCACGCUAUGUCUGAUCUUGAUAAUGCUUCCGCACCUUGGAGUGAUGACAGACAGAGUGUUACAAAUAUCUUAAGUUCAAAGAAUAAGGAUAUUGAUGAUCCUGCAAAGUUAAAUUCACCAGCAUUGCUGCUCAAGAUUUUUAGGACAGAUUAUUCUCUAAAAUCUGUUGGUCCUAGCUCAGGAAAAGUUUUGUGGACUAUGGCGGUAGCUGAAUUUGAUGCUGUAUUAUUAUGCCAACAUUCCUCAAUUGAUGUAGAGGAUGAGUAUGCUUCUGAUAGUGGCCUCAAUUUUGCGAUGCCAUACCCAUGUCAAGAGAUACAACAAGUCUUCCGCCUGAAAAAGAAUUUUCUGUUAGAGCCUUCAAUCACUGAAGGGGCUUAUCAUGAAAAUGAUAUGUUUUCAAUGCCUGCCUCAGAUCCGAUGCUUCCUUUGCCACCUAAUAUUGAUACAUUUUUCAAUGGUCAUGAUAGUAAUGAUAAUGCAGAUGUGCUCCCUCAGCCUCUUGUAGAGAACACUACAUCAGGGGAACUUUAUCUGAACUGGACGAGUGAAUGGUUGACUCCAUUACCUCUAUUGUUUAUGCUCUUUCUUUUGGGCUUUUCAUUCUUUUACUAUUAUCGAACGAUUAAAAAUCAAGUUACACUGAAGGACCAAAACAAAGAGUCUGAAUUAAAAAGUUCACUUGCUAAGAAAAAGAAAGCACGUAAGUCAGGAAAGAACAAUGGCAUUGUUGACAAAAGGGAAAAACAAAUGUCUUCAGAAGAUGAGGAUGUUCUGACACAAAAGGAGACUGAUACAGAAGUGUGGCAGCUCUUUAAUCAAGUUGAAGAAGGUGUUGAUGGACGAAGGAUUGGUAAAUUAUUUGUUUCAAAUAAAGAAAUUGCUAAGGGAAGCAAUGGGACCAUUGUCCUUGAGGGAAUAUAUGAGGGUCGGGCAGUUGCUGUAAAACGUCUUGUCAAGGCUCAUAAUGAUAUAGCUUAUAAGGAAAUCCAAAACCUCAUUGUGUCCGACCGUCAUCCAAACAUUGUUAGAUGGCAUGGGGUGGAAUAUGAUCAAGAUUUUGUUUACCUUGCUCUAGAACGUUGCACAUGCAACUUAGAUGAUUUGAUUCAAAUGUAUUCAGAUAUAUCAGAAAACCCGGUGUUUAGGAAGGACCUAGCUUUCAGAUCUCGGAUAAAGGUCCAAAUUGAGACAGGGAAGGAUAAUAUACAAUAUCUUUGGAAACCAAAUGGCUAUCCAUCACCUCUAUUACUGAAACUGAUGAGGGAUGUUGUCUCUGGAGUUGUUCAUUUGCAUGAACUAGGAAUAAUACAUCGAGAUUUAAAACCCCAAAAUGUUCUCAUAAUCAAGGAAAGAUCCUUAUGUGCAAAGCUUUCGGAUAUGGGCAUUAGCAAACGCCUUCUUCAAGAUAUGUCUUCGUUGGGUCAUAAUGCUACAGGUGGUGGCAGUUCAGGUUGGCAAGCACCCGAACAGCUUGUUCAAGGACGCCAAACACGGGCUGUUGAUUUAUUUAGUUUAGGUUGUGUCCUCUUUUUCUGCAUGACUGGGGGAAGACAUCCGUUUGGUCAACGUCUUGAACGUGAUGUCAAUAUUGUGAACAAUAAAAUGGAUCUUUUCUUAUUAGAGUUCAUUCCUGAAGCUGAGGAUCUUAUUACUCAUUUACUAAACCCUGACCCUAAUCUAAGGCCAAAGGCAAUUGAAGUAUUGCAUCAUCCUUUUUUCUGGAGUUCCGAGAUGAGACUUUCAUUUUUACGUGACACCAGUGACAGGGUGGAACUGGAAGAUAGAGACACUGAUUGUGAUCUUUUGAAGGCGCUAGAAAGCAUUGCCAAUGUGGCCUUAGGUGGAAAAUGGGAUGAAAGAAUGGAACCAGCUUUCAUUGCUAACAUUGGUUAUUACCGGCGAUAUAAAUUUGAGAGUGUUCGAGACUUAUUGCGGGUUAUGAGAAACAAGCUAAAUCAUUACAGAGAAUUGCCUCAAGAAAUCCAGGAACUUGUAGGACCUAUUCCUGAAGGAUUCAAUGACUACUUUGCAAGUCGAUUCCCAAGACUCUUUAUUGAAGUGUAUAAAGUUAUAUGCAAAUAUUGCAAGGAGGAAGACUGUUUUGAAAGAUAUUUUAAAAAUGUUGAUUAGCACUUUACCCCCUAGUUGGAUGGCUUGAGAAUAUAUCAAAAGGGAAAGACUGGUCCAGAAAUGAAACAGAUUAUGUUGAUAUUUUAUGUAAUAUAAUAUGGGAAAAACUUUUCUUAUGUUAUAUAAGAUACAUUUUAUCUCCUACACACUCUUCGAUAACUGUGCCACCUUUUUCUUUUCUUUUCUUUUAUUUUUUCAGGUGGUGG
Molecule: messenger RNA, 3117 nt
Organism: Gastrolobium bilobum
Lineage: Eukaryota; Viridiplantae; Streptophyta; Magnoliopsida; Fabales; Fabaceae
Product: serine/threonine-protein kinase/endoribonuclease IRE1a-like
Exons: 7
Coding region: 203-2911 (902 amino acids)
Biological process (GO): IRE1-mediated unfolded protein response; protein phosphorylation; mRNA processing
Cellular component (GO): IRE1-TRAF2-ASK1 complex
Molecular function (GO): RNA endonuclease activity; ATP binding; protein serine/threonine kinase activity
Source: RefSeq, a predicted model, not a curated record